Molecule: messenger RNA, 1033 nt
Organism: Malurus melanocephalus (red-backed fairy wren)
Lineage: Eukaryota; Metazoa; Chordata; Aves; Passeriformes; Maluridae
Gene: PRIM1
Product: DNA primase subunit 1
Exons: 8
Biological process (GO): DNA replication, synthesis of primer
Cellular component (GO): alpha DNA polymerase:primase complex
Source: RefSeq, a predicted model, not a curated record
CCCCGGGCCCGGCGCCGCCGUUUCCCGCCGCUCCGCUCCCGCCAUGGCGCGGUUCGAGCCGGCGGCGCUGCCGGAGCUGCUCCCGGUWUUCUACCGGCGGCUCUUCCCGCACGGUCCCUACGGCCGCUGGCUCARCUACGGCGGCGUGGUGAAGAACUACUUCCAGCUGCGGGAAUUCUCCUUCACCCUGCGGGACGAUGUGUACCUGCGGUUCCAGUCCUUCGGCAGCCCCCAGGAGCUGGAGCGGGAGCUGCAGAAGAUCAACCCUUACAAAAUCGACAUCGGGGCCGUCUAUUCCCACCGGCCCAACCAGCACAACACCGUGCAUUUGGGAGCUUUCCAACCGCAGGAAAAGGAGCUGGUGUUUGACAUCGACAUGACGGAUUACGACGAUGUCCGGACGUGCUGCAGYUCGGCUGAUAUUUGCUCCAAGUGCUGGACGCUGAUGACCAUCGCYGUGCGCGUCAUCGACAGAGCGCUCGUGGAGGACCUGGGCGUGCGGCAUCGCCUGUGGGUGUACUCGGGCCGGAGGGGCGUCCACUGCUGGGUGUGCGACGACGCCGUGAGGAAAUGGUCACCAGCGCUGCGGGCAGCGGCUGUGGAGUACCUGAGCCUGGUCAAGGGCGGAGCGGACACUGUGAAGAAGGUGAACCUCUCUCACCCCAUCCACCCUUUUAUCAGGCGCUCGGUUGACGUGGUGGAAAAAUAUUUUGAGGAGUACGCCCUGGUGGGACAGGACAUCCUGGGCAACCCCGAGAAAUGGGGGAAAGUGCUGGCCCUGAUCCCGGAGGAGCACCGCGAGCCUCUGCAGGCCGAGUUCCCCAAAAAGAAGGACUCGGUUCAGCGCUGGGAGCUGCUGCGGGGUCGAGCYGAGCGGGCGCGGGCGUCGGGGCGGCCGUUCUUCGCCGAUUGGGAGGUGAUGCUGCAAUUCUGCUUCCCUCGGCUGGACAUCAACGUCAGCAAAGGUUUGGGGCAUCUCCUAAAGAGUCCCUUCAGCGUUCACCCCAAAACAGGUGGGUUUGGGGUGGUGGGG